This is a messenger RNA of Camelina sativa (false flax), 2338 nucleotides long. NCBI's taxonomy places the organism in Eukaryota, Viridiplantae, Streptophyta, Magnoliopsida, Brassicales, Brassicaceae. The record is from RefSeq and is a predicted model, not a curated record.
UUGGUGGCUCCACGUCUCUCUCUCUCUCUCUCUCUCUCAGGACUUUUCGAUUUUAGUCAACCUUUCGUGUUUUUUUUUUUUUCUUCAACCCAUCUUCUCUGUUCUUUCCUCUCACUUUUGCCCGUCUCUCUCGUUCUCUCGCACGGGUAUAGAACAACACAACUCUGUUCAAUUCUAGCUCGAGUAGAAGCUCGGAUUGCUUUCUAAUUCGGGAUCCAUGGAUGAAGAAGAACUCACACUUUCUUUUCCUUAAAGAAGUGGUUUUUUUUUUCCGAAUUGUCAACUUUGAACAACUAUAAAAACUUAGGCUUUUUUUGUUUUGCUUUGUACUUUUGUUCCCUUCUCACGCUUCUUCGAUUGGAAACUGUGAGUUAACAUGGUUGGAAGCUCGGAGGAUGGUAACCAGUCAGAUGAUAGCUCUCAAUUUGAGCGAGGUGUAGAUCACAUCUACGAAGCCUUCAUCUGCCCAUUGACAAAGGAGGUUAUGCAUGAUCCUGUCACUUUAGAGAACGGCAGAACAUUCGAGCGUGAAGCCAUUGAGAAAUGGUUCAAAGAAUGUCGUGACAGUGGGAGACCUCCAUCUUGCCCUUUGACUUCUCAGGAGCUGAGCAGCGCUGACGUUAGCCCCAGCAUAGCUCUGCGUAACACUAUCGAAGAGUGGAGAUCAAGGAAUGAUGCUGCCAAGCUUGACAUUGCUCGUCAUUCGCUGUUUUUAGGGAAUGCUGAGACCGACAUUUUGCAAGCUUUGAUGCAUGUGCGACAGAUUUGCAGGACUAUCCGAUCUAAUAGGCAAGGUGUACGCAACGCUCAGCUUAUCCGUAUGGUCAUCGACUUGUUGAAAAGUAGUAGCCAUAAAGUUCGGUAUAAGGCUCUACAGACUCUUCAAGUUGUUGUUGAAGGAGAUGAUGAGAGCAAGGCUAUAGUAGCUGAAGGGGACACUGUGCGUACACUAGUUAAGUUCUUGUCACACGAACCAUCAAAGGGGAGGGAGGCAGCCGUUUCCUUGCUGUUUGAGCUCUCUAAAUCAGAAGCUUUGUGCGAGAAGAUUGGUUCCAUUCAUGGAGCACUUAUAUUGUUGGUUAGUCUGACUAGCAGCAACUCAGAAAAUGUUUCGAUUGUUGAGAAAGCUGAUAGAACCUUGGAAAACAUGGAGAGGUCAGAGGAAAUUGUUAGGCAGAUGGCUUCAUAUGGUAGACUCCAGCCUCUUCUAGGAAAACUCCUUGAAGGUUCACCUGAAACAAAAGUCUCUAUGGCUUCCUUUCUCGGGGAGCUUCCCUUAAAUAACGAAGUGAAGGUUCUUGUGGCUCAGACUGUGGGUUCUUCUCUUGUCGAUCUUAUGAGAAGUGGUGACAUGCCCCAACGGGAAGCUGCCUUGAGAGCUCUUAACAAAAUCUCAUCGUUCGAAGGGAGUGCUAAGGUCUUGAUCAGCAUAGGAAUUCUCCCCCCGCUUAUCAAAGAUCUGUUUUAUGUAGGGCCAAACAACCUUCCGAUUCGGUUGAAAGAAGUCUCUGCCACUAUUCUUGCUAACAUAGUGAACAUUGGGUAUGACUAUGACAAAGCCACUCUUGUUUCAGACAACAGAGUGGAGAAUCUGCUCCAUCUAAUUAGCAACACGGGACCAGCGAUCCAGUGCAAGCUGUUGGAGGUUCUUGUUGGACUAACCAGUUGUCCAAAAACAGUUCCAAAAGUUGUCNAAGAGUGGAGAUCAAGGAAUGAUGCUGCCAAGCUUGACAUUGCUCAACUAGCUAAGGCCUUAUGUGGCACUGCUGGACAACUCGGAAGCCUUGUUGCAAUCAUUUCAGAAAAUACACCAAUCAGUGAAGAACAGGCUGCAGCUGCUGGACUCUUAGCUGAAUUGCCAGAUAGGAAUUUGGGUCUUACUCAGGAAAUGUUAGAAGUUGGUGCUUUUGAAAAAAUCAUCUCCAAAGUGAUUGGAAUCCGCCAAGGAGAUAUCAAGGGCAUGAGGUUUGUGAGUCCUUUUCUGGAAGGACUUGUGCGUAUACUUGCUAGGAUUACUUUUGCUUUCAACAAAGAGACUCGAGCCAUUACCUUUUGCCAAGAGCACAAUGUUGCUACGCUCUUCCUUCAUCUGCUUCAAUCCAACGGUCAAGAUAACAUCCAGAUGGUUUCUGCCAUGGCUUUAGAGAAUCUGUCACUAGAGUCUAUACACCUGACACGGAUGCCUGAUCUACCUCCUCCGAACUACUGUGGCUCGAUCUUUUCAUGUAUGAGCAAACCACACGUUGUAAACGGGCUAACGCGACAGAUCGCUGAGAACGCGUUGAAACACAUCGAUAAGAUCCCAAACUUCUCAGGUAUAUUCCCAAGCAUGGCAUAG